AUGGCCAACGCUUGCGCUCACCAGUUCCGAAUGAUCAAGUCAGAUAAUACUUUGGUUCAGUGGAUUUGCCAGCACUGCCGCUCUGGCCCUCACUGGAUGAUCUGGGAGUGCACAUACUGCAAGCUACAUCUGUGUCAACUUUGCAGCGGUGAUGAUCCUAACCCUUCGGUUGACUUUGCCUGGGGGGGUUUCCUAUGUAUGCGUAUCUUCCAUAAGGGAAAAAUAUCUAAAGACACUGUAGAGAAAUUCGAACAUCCGACGCAGGAGCAGUGGGAGAAAUAUCUGGGGAUAUGUAUCCCUGAGGCUAGCAGGGAAGAAUUUCUUGUCUAUGUCACCCCUGGGUUCGAAAUGAAGUGGUUGGCAUCGACAGUUGGCUUUAUGAAAUGA
This is a messenger RNA of Fusarium odoratissimum NRRL 54006, 387 nucleotides long. RefSeq lists its product as uncharacterized. The coding region runs from base 1 to 387 and encodes 128 amino acids. The record is from RefSeq and is a predicted model, not a curated record. NCBI's taxonomy places the organism in Eukaryota, Fungi, Ascomycota, Sordariomycetes, Hypocreales, Nectriaceae. The transcript has 2 exons.